Prosopis cineraria is the source of this 2202-nucleotide messenger RNA. RefSeq names its product protein IQ-DOMAIN 29. Gene Ontology annotation, molecular function: protein binding. Lineage: Eukaryota; Viridiplantae; Streptophyta; Magnoliopsida; Fabales; Fabaceae. The record is from RefSeq and is a predicted model, not a curated record. The transcript has 8 exons. Bases 352 to 1986 code for a protein of 544 amino acids.
GUCAGUGUAGAUCCAAUUUCUUCCGGGGGUCAGUCUUGUGCAAGGCAUCUAUCUAUUGCGCUAAUUCAGGGGAUUUACUGCUACCACCUGCAGUCUCCGCCUGUGUUUGCUGGAGCGAGUAAAAAGCAAAACUUACCUCCAAAGCCCACCCUCUUCUGCUCUCAGCUGCAUCGUCAUAAGUGCGCAAUGGAAGCUUAGGGUUCCGCUGCUGCAUUUUGAGGUUGUGCUUUGAUCUAGCUUCUACUUUCCUGAGUCAUUUUAUGCCCCAGCUUGGCUUAAGCAGGUUUCAUAUCCAAACUCAGAUUUUGAUACCUGAUUUCUUUAGUCUCUGAAGCCCUGAUAUCUGCCGUGAUGGGAAAGACUCCUGGAAAAUGGAUCAAGGCCUUACUUUCGGGGAAGAAAUCAAAGUCUCAUUCAUCAAAAAGGAAAGAUUCCUUUAAACCCUCAAGUACCAAGGAUGUGCUGGCAGUGUCCUCUGAAGCACAUGUGUCUGAUCCAAUUGCAGAUUCAACAGUGAUAUCCCAACCCACUUCAGGAGCUACUGCAAGCAAGGGAUGCCUUUCCGAAAAGGGCUUAGUCAGUGAAUUGUCAAACGACAGGGUUAUUCUCUCAGCUAGAGAUGAGGAGACCAGUGCACAAGUUGUUGUUGGUUUUGGUUCACAGGAUGAUCCUGAGAAAAUCAAGCUUAACCAAGCUGCUAUAAAAGCUCAGACUGCUUUUAGAAGUUAUCAGGCUCGACGGGAAUUUCAAACACUCAAAGGUGUUGUACAGUUGCAAGCCCUUAUCCGUGGUAACUUGGUCAGAAAACAAGCUGUUGCUACUUUAUACUGUGUGAAAGGAAUUGUUAAAUUUCAAGCAUUGGUUCGUGGUAACAAGGUUAGGCGUUCUGAUAUUGGUCUUGCAGUGCAUAAAAUUUGCAAGGAUACUAAAUGCUUAAUUGCUGUUGAAGCAUCAGCAUCUACUCAGACAGAGAAGCUGUCAAAAAGUGUCUUUGUUAACAAGCUUCUGGCUUCAUUAUCCUCUGUCUCUCCUCUAUGUAUCGACUAUAAUCCUGAACAACGUAAUUUAGCUUCAGACUGGCUUGACCGUUGGACGAAUUCUCACUUCUGGGCACCUCUUCUGGGUCUGGAAUCAAAAACAAAACUUGACUCAGCAUCUAGUGAGAAAAUUUGCAACAGUCACAGAAAUAAUGACGGCCAAGUUAAAAGAAUUGGCUGGAAAAGUUCUGGUGUAAAAGUUAAUGAUGGUUCCGUCUCAGAUUCAAGCAAAAAUAAACAGCGCCCAAAAAAGGUUUCAACUCACCCAUCACAUUCAGGCCAAGAAAAUGCACAGAAGGAAGUUGAGAAAAGUAAUUUAAGAAAACCACUCAAGCAGAAUGUUUCUGAUAGAUCUGAGACUGUUAAUGGGAAAGGAAAAGACUUACCAAGAAGAGAAUCUGGUCAUACUGUCACUGAUGCUUCAGAACAAGGACCAAAUGAUUCUGCAGGAAAAAUUAAAGAAUCAGCUAUGUCAAAAUCCAAACAGUCUGAUUAUGAGCAAGGCCUUGCACAACGAGCAGAAGAUGAACAUGGUUCUCCCAUAUCUAACUUGCAGUCUAGAUUGAAGAAUGGUAAAGAUGAUGGUAUUGACAGUGUGAGCCCUAAGAAUUACCAGAGAAGAGCUUCACUGCCUGCUAAGUUUGACAGUCAAGAUGACGGUGUGCAAAAAACUCCAAGACUGCCCAGUUACAUGGCUCCUACUGAAUCUGCAAAAGCUAGGGUAAGAGGACAAGGCUCCCCUAGGCUUGUUAGUGAAUUGGUAGAUAAAAAUGGUUCAACCAGGCGGCAUUCACUUUCAUCUUCGGUCAAUGGCAAGUUAGGUUCAAUUUCUCCACUAGCAGAAAGUCUGGGAGCUUUGAGCAGCAAGGGAGUAAAUAGAACUGAUAGAUCUCUGUCAUCUUCAAGGGAUGGGAGUGAGAAGUUGAUCCAACCUAAGUGGAGAAGGUGAUGUUACGUGGUACAGCAGUACGAGGAUAGACUGAGAGAUGAAAGUUGAUGAAAAUUAUGACGAGUUAUGUUACGGCAUUUCUGUAACCAUCAUUCUUGUUUGUGAACAUAGAUACAGGAGAAAGAUUUGUCUUUUAAGCAGGUUCUGGUAUAUCUGGCACAAGGAAUAUUUUGGUGAUUGUAUACUUGAUUUCAGCUUAUGAACCCUUUUUCUUUU